AACAAACAUCCCGUUAUAAAGGCGAAAACUUCGUUUUCCUCACCUUCGUACAACAAUGUGCUCCCGGAGAACGUAUUGCAUCGUCUGACCCACCUGCAGCCAGCAUCUUUGGGACACCAUAGCCUGUCGCACCGCUGCUUGCACCACUUUGUCCUAUUUCAAGGAACAAGACCACAUCACAAGAUCUUUUCAUCCAUAAACAUUUUCGAUUCCCGUGUAUCUACUUGACACACCACCGUUAACCCAACUCUCCAACAUCGAUUUUGAUGUACUUACAAUGGCAGACCAGAAUUCUCCACAUUCUGAAGGAAUGCAUACAAAGAAUAUGGGUGAGGAAGACCAAAUGUCAUGUGACAGAUUGAAGGCUCAAGGUCAGUUACCGAAUUCAUCAGGGAAGUCUAUUACUGAAGAGAAAAAAGUAAAUGAUGCAGAUCCUACUCCAAAAACUACUAAAACAGACAAAGAUGAAAAUGUUGAAGAGAUGACUGAAAAGAAGAAUGAAAUACAAAAGAUGUCAGAAAUUCACAGUGAUGCAAAUGGAACCUCUGAUCUCAAGGAAAAUGUGGAAGAAAAAAUAUCUCUUGAACCCUCCAGCAAAGAUGGAGAAACUGGUAAUGACUAUGAGCUAAUUGGUGGCCAGUAUUAUUAUUCUGACAAAUUAUCUGGAAAGCGGUACAGAUAUGACAAAAAUGUUGAGGAAUGGAUUGAGGUGACUGUGGAUAAGGAAACUGGAAAUGACUCUGAACAAGCUGAUGAACAUAAAGAUGAAUACACAACAACUGACAGUGAAGGAAGAACUUACUACUAUGCUGAUGACCAGUAUUUGUGUCAAGAUUGUGAAGGGAAUGUAUUUUACUUAAAUGAAAAAAAUGAGUGGAAGCCUUGGGCUGAAAAAAACAAUGUGCUAUCUUCUGAGUCUUCCAAGUGGUACUUUUGUCAGGGAGACUCAACAUUCUAUAGGGAUAAUGUGUCAGGAGUUGUGUAUAGAUUAGACAAAGAAAACAACAAGUGGGAGAAAUAUGAAGGGAAAUUGAAAAAGAAAAGACCGUUGAUUGAUGAGGAAGAGUUUGACACUGAUGAGGAUGACUCAGAUGGGGAAUCUGGAGGUGGUCUUAUACCUCCAGGUGCUAAGGAGGAUCCCAAUAUCAGCUAUGAUGGUACAACGUACACUAAAGUGGACCCAAUUGAUAAGGUAGUUUAUGAAUGGGACACUGAAAGACGAGCAUGGUUCCCUAAGCUUGAUGAAGAUUUCAUGGCAACUUACCAGCUGAGUUAUGGAUUCAAUCCUGAUGGAACAGUAAAUGAGAAUCCACUAAAAUUUGAUGAUGAGAAUGAAGAAGAGGAAGAAGCAAAAGCAGCAGAGGAGCUGAAAAAGAAACUAGAGAAUGAAAACGCAAAAGCUACAAAGAAAAAGCCAACUUGGUUCCAAAUGGAUGAGAGUCGUAAUACUAAAGUAUAUGUUAGCAACCUACCAGACUCCAUGACUGAGAAUUCAUUUGUUACGCUGAUGCAGAAAUGUGGCAUGGUCAUGCUUGAUGAAAAAACUUUAAGACCCAAAGUAAAACUAUACAAAGAUGAAGAAGGCAACUUCAAAGGAGAUGCCCUGUGUACUUAUAUUAAGGUGGAAUCAGUGAAACUGGCAGAGCAGAUUUUAGAUGGUUAUCAAGUUGGGAAUAUGAAGAUACAUGUGGAGCAGGCCAAAUUCCAACAGAAAGGUGAAUAUAACCCCAAACUCAAGCCUCGCAAGAAAGGAAAGAAAGAGCUUGAAAAGCUAAAGAAAAAGCAAGAAAAGUUAUUUGAUUGGCGACCAGAGCCUAUGAGGGGACAGAGGAAGAAAUGGGAGAAUACAAUUGUGAUCCGUAAUGUGUUUGAUCCAAAGGAGUUUGAAGUUGCCAUGGACAAAAUCCUAGACCAUAAAGAAGCCAUGAGGAGCCAGGCUUCAAACUUUGGCAAAAUAAAGAAGUUGGAACUAUUUGAUCUGCAUCCUGAAGGCGUGGUUCAAGUCACAUUUGAAGAAGUAGAAAGUGCAGAUAUGUGUGUGGCUACUCUUCAUAAGCGGAUGUAUGCAGGGCGUACACUGUAUGUCACUACCUGGGAUGGUAAAGAGAAGUUCAAGAUUGAGGAGACUGCUGCUGAACGGGAAGAGAGAAUUAAGAAGUGGAAUGAGUUCCUGGAAACAGAAGCAACAAGUAGCAAGUAAUAUUUGGGAGUGGAAUCUGUAACAUUGCAGUAUACUCUGUUUCACAUAAACUGGCAAGCCUUGCUCCUCUUACAGGGAUGAGAAGAAAGGCUUAGCUAUUCAGUGGCAGGUGAUUGGAUGACAAAACUCAAGAAAGGUUGGUCAGAAGGGCAAUAAAUAAUUUGACUGUA
This is a messenger RNA of Portunus trituberculatus (swimming crab), 2370 nucleotides long. RefSeq names its product HIV Tat-specific factor 1 homolog (gene barc). Lineage: Eukaryota; Metazoa; Arthropoda; Malacostraca; Decapoda; Portunidae. Gene Ontology annotation, biological process: mRNA splicing, via spliceosome. Gene Ontology annotation, cellular component: U2 snRNP; U2-type spliceosomal complex. The transcript has 8 exons. Gene Ontology annotation, molecular function: RNA binding. Bases 278 to 2200 code for a protein of 640 amino acids. The record is from RefSeq and is a predicted model, not a curated record.